Molecule: messenger RNA, 4699 nt
Organism: Myotis myotis
Lineage: Eukaryota; Metazoa; Chordata; Mammalia; Chiroptera; Vespertilionidae
Gene: TMTC3
Product: transmembrane O-mannosyltransferase targeting cadherins 3
Exons: 15
Coding region: 190-2985 (931 amino acids)
Biological process (GO): protein O-linked glycosylation via mannose
Cellular component (GO): endoplasmic reticulum
Molecular function (GO): protein binding; mannosyltransferase activity
Source: RefSeq, a predicted model, not a curated record
GGUGGGGAUCCACCCGGAGGCGGGAGGCGCAGCCGCGGCCGGGGCGCGUCUGCGCUACUGACCUGGACGAGGUAGACCAUGACUGUCCCUUCGGUGGCGUUGCUCGCUGGCCCGCUUUUCCUGAGGUUUCCCUAAGCCACCUCCUGGUGGAACCGCUCGCAGAUUUUGUGUACAAGUGCUUUGGAAAAGAUGGCUCAUAUUAACCUCAAGGAAAUAACCUUAAUAGUAGGUGUGGUUACUGCCUGCUAUUGGAACAGCCUCUUUUGUGGUUUUGUUUUUGAUGAUGUGUCAGCAAUACUGGAUAAUAAAGACCUGCAUCCAUCUACACCUUUAAAAACUUUAUUUCAGAAUGACUUCUGGGGAACCCCUAUGUCUGAGGAGAGAAGUCACAAGUCUUACCGUCCCUUAACAGUCUUGACAUUUCGCCUAAAUUAUCUGUUUAGUGAACUUAAACCGAUGUCAUAUCAUCUCCUAAAUAUGAUUUUACAUGCUGUGGUCACUAUAAUAUUUCUUAAAGUCUGCAAACUUUUUCUGGACAGCAGAAGUAGUGUGAUUGCUUCUUUACUCUUUGCAGUACACCCAAUACACACAGAAGCAGUAACGGGUGUUGUAGGAAGAGCAGAACUUUUGUCGUCUAUCUUUUUUCUAGCUGCAUUUUUGUCAUAUACCAAAUCUAAAGGACCGAAUAAUUCCAUAGUAUGGACUCCAAUUGCAUUGACAGUGUUUUUAGUGGCUGUUGCAACAUUGUGUAAAGAACAAGGAAUAACAGUUGUGGGAAUUUGCUGUGUGUAUGAAGUAUUUAUUGCUCAGGGGUAUACUUUACCAUUAUUAUGUACUACUGCUGGACAGUUUCUCCGUGGCAAGAGUAGUAUUCCAUUUUCUAUGCUGCAGACAUUAGUAAAACUCAUUGUUUUGAUGUUCAGUACAUUAUUACUGGUUGUGAUUAGAGUCCAGAUUAUUCAGUCUCAACUUCCAGUGUUCACCAGCCUGCCCUCGCCCUCCACCCCAGGCCUUCACCACCCAAGUCUUCAGUUUACAUUGAGGUUUGAUAACCCAGCUGCUGUAAGCCCAACUCCUACGAGGCAGCUAACUUUCAACUACCUCCUUCCUGUCAAUGCUUGGCUUCUAUUAAAUCCUUCAGAGCUCUGCUGUGACUGGACCAUGGGAACAAUACCACUUAUAGAGUCAUUUCUAGAUAUUCGAAAUGUUGCCACAUUCACUUUCUUUUGUUUUUUGGGAGCUUUGGGAGUAUUCAGUCUCAGAUAUCCCAGUAAUUCCUCCAAAACUGUUUUAAUGGCGCUUUGUUUAAUGGCAUUACCAUUUAUUCCUGCAUCGAACCUUUUUUUUCCAGUUGGAUUUGUUGUUGCUGAACGAGUAUUAUAUGUUCCUAGCAUGGGAUUCUGUAUUUUGGUAGCCCAUGGAUGGCACAAAAUAUCAAACAAAAGUGUAUUUAAAAAGUUAUCCUGGGUUUGUCUGUCUUUGGUGGUAUUCACUCAUGCCUUAAAAACAAUCCACAGAAAUUGGGAUUGGGAGUCUGAAUAUACGUUGUUUAUGUCAGCCUUGAAGGUAAAUAAAAAUAAUGCCAAAUUAUGGAAUAAUGUGGGUCAUGCUCUGGAAAAUGAAAAGAACUUUGAGAGAGCUUUGAAAUAUUUUCUACAGGCUACCCAUGUUCAGCCAGAUGAUAUUGGUGCCCACAUGAAUGUAGGAAGAACUUAUAAAAACUUAAAUAGAACCAAAGAAGCUGAAGAAUCUUAUAUGAUGGCCAAGUCACUGAUGCCUCAAAUUAUUCCUGGUAAAAAAUAUGCAGCCAGAAUUGCCCCUAACCACCUAAACGUUUAUAUUAAUCUGGCCAACCUGAUCCGAGCAGAUGAGUCCCGGCUAGAAGAAGCUGAUCAGCUGUAUCGACAAGCGAUAAGCAUGAGGCCCGACUUCAAACAGGCUUACAUUAGCAGAGGAGAAUUGCUUUUAAAAAUGAAUAAACCUUUCAAAGCAAAAGAAGCAUAUCUUAAAGCACUAGAGUUGGACAGAAAUAAUGCAGAUCUUUGGUACAACUUGGCGAUUGUUCAAAUUGAACUUAAAGAACCAAAUGAAGCUCUUAAAAACUUUAAUCGUGCUUUAGAACUAAAUCCAAAACAUAAGCUAGCAUUAUUCAAUUCUGGUAUAUUAAUGCAAGAAUCAGGUGAGGUUAAGCUCAGACCUGAAGCUAGAAAACGACUUUUAAGUUAUAUAAAUGAAGAGCCACAAGAUGCCAAUGGUUAUUUCAAUCUGGGAAUGCUUGCCAUGGAUGACAAAAAGGACUCUGAAGCAGAGAUGUGGAUGAAGAAAGCCAUAAAAUUACAACCUGACUUCAGAAGUGCUUUGUUUAAUCUGGCUCUGCUGUAUUCUCAGACUGCAAAGGAAUUACUGGCUUUGCCAGUUUUAGAAGAGUUACUCAAAUACUAUCCUGAUCAUAUCAAGGGUCUCAUUUUAAAGGGAGACAUUCUGAUGAAUCAAAAGAAAGAUAUACUUGGAGCAAAAAAAUGUUUCGAAAAGAUUUUGGAGAUGGAUCCAAGGAAUGUGCAAGGAAAGCACAAUCUUUGUGUUGUUUAUUUUGAAGAGAAAGACUUACUAAAAGCUGAAAGAUGCCUGCUUGAAACAUUGGCAUUAGCACCACAUGAAGAAUAUAUCCAGCGCCAUUUGAAUAUAGUCAGGGAUAAAAUUUCCGCAUCUAGUUUAAUAGAACAACCAAUAUUCCCAGUUAGUAAGACUUCAGGAAACAAAAUUCCAACUGAAAAUGCAAGAGAAAUAAGAAGUGAACCCCGACCCACACAGGUAAUCAAAACAAGUGAUAAUAAAAGUUCAUCUAAAACCAACAAGCAGUUAGGAAAAGAUACCGACAGUGAGACCCCUCACAAAACAACAAAAGAAAUAAAAGAAAUUGAGAAGAAAAGAGUUGCUGCUUUAAAAAGACUAGAAGAGAUUGAACGUAUUUUAAAUGGUGAAUAGCAUUACUCUUUAUUAUGUGACAAUGGUUUCAAAGAACUUCAGACUAUAUCAGUUGAUUGCUUAUGGCAACUUUGAAAAAUAGCAAGGAUUCAUAACAGUAUCAUGAGCUGCCUCUAUGUAGGAUCAAAAUAAGAUUUUUAUUAAACACCUACCUUACACCAGAUUAUGUAUUCUAAGAUACCACAUAGUUUUCUGAGUUUUGGUUAAUAUAGCUGAAAUAUUAAAUUACAGGUGGCUAAUUUGUACCUUAUAUUAUAGAAGGAAGAUUCUUCCAGCAGAAUAAUCGUGACUACUAUCAAUUAAAAAUAGUCUGAGGCCUAAAUGAUAAUCCUUUGGGAGCAAAUCCAACAUUUGCUAUUUCAUUCUGUGAAUUCCCAUUUAUUACUGAAUUUAUUUUUCCUUCACCUGUUGAAAUUUGUCUAUGAAUUGAAAACACUUAAUGAACACUUAUUUUUUCUUUAGUGACUUUCUGUUUAACCAAGGGACUUUGCCUAUAAGAGAAUACUGGCUUUGUGUGUAUUCUUUUGUUGAUUUUUAGAAGGAAUGCUAGAUGAAACAUUUUAAAAUAGGUCAUGACAUGUAAGAUUAAGAAUGUAUUUUUAUAAUUGUGUGCUGUCCUUCACUCUAAAAUGCAAAUUUCAGUCAGGUAAAGUUUUAAAUAUAUGUAUGUACAUACAAUACAUUUCUAAUGGUGCUCAUAUAUACUGUAUUUUUAUUUUCUUAACAUACUGAGAAUUUCACAGCAUGAACCACAUAAUCAUGAUUAUCUUUGACUUAUAUUCCCCAAACUAUUCAUAUUUCUUAGGAUCAUAGUCAUACUAAGAAGUCUCAAAAAUUAUAACUUUAUUUAAACUUUUGAUUUAAAACAUGGUUUCUCUUUCAUCUUAAGAUGUAUUAUCUCUCUAGUGUUAUUUAAAUUUUAAUUUUGUUUCUAAAAACUCAAUUAUUCUUAGAUUUCUUAAGCAACUAAAUUGAGUUCUGUUUAACUGAAGGCAAACAAUGUGAUGUUUAUUUUUAAACACUAAGUUCUUAAUAUUGUGUUAUGGUGUAUAUUUUUAUUAAAUAUUUAUUUUGACUACUGAGCUUUCAUAAAAUUUUUAAAGCUGUUUUAAUUCUAUUAAGUAUGGAAAACAAAUUGCUAUUGCAUUUUCCUAUGUGUGCGUGUAUUACACUUUAACCAAAAUUUCAUCAUUUUGUCCUGCUGUCCAGCUCUAAUUAUAAUUAGCCAAUAAUUGAAUUAAUAACUUGAUCAUUUGGUUUCAGCAUAUUUGAACCUGAAAACUGUUAAAAGAGUAAAUACAAAGCAAAUUUAUUAAUUUAAAUCAUAUAUUUUUCUUGACUUAAAUGCAUUUCAAAUGAAUUUCAUAAUACUUAAUAAAGUUGGUGUUGACUUAAAAUGUUAAUGCUAACAUCCUGGGAUAGUAGCAAAUUAUGAAGUAUUUGAAAAACUAUAUAUUGCUUUUGUCUUCCGUUUUUUGAGAUAACAUUUCUAAUUGCAUAUUGUUUCAAAAACCAUAUCCCUGUAACUUGUUAAAAGAAAUGUUUUAUAAAUAGGUCACAAGAAAUAUGGUUUGUAUUAAGGACACACUUGUACUAUGUUCCCUGAGGCUCUCUCCUGGAUUACUUUUUAGGCAAUGUAAAGCAAGCACUGACACUAAUGGUAGUUCAUUCUUGAUGCAGGAGAUUCUGUUAUUCAUUAAAUAACCUAAUUUCA